Opisthocomus hoazin is the source of this 243-nucleotide messenger RNA. The record is from RefSeq and is a predicted model, not a curated record. NCBI's taxonomy places the organism in Eukaryota, Metazoa, Chordata, Aves, Opisthocomiformes, Opisthocomidae.
AGUCCAAAGGACCCCAGCAAAGACACCAGGACCCCAACAUAUCCCCCAGGACACCAACAGAGCCCCCAGGAUUCCAGACACCAACAGAGCCCCAAGAACACAACAGAGCGCCCAGGACGCCAGCAAAGACCCCAGGACCUCAACAGAGCCUCCAGGACUCCAGAGAAGAGUCCAGGACAUCAACAGAGACCCCAGGACCCCAACAGAGCCCCCAAGACACCAGCAAAGACCCAAGGACCCUAA